AUGAUUAUUUCUAUUGCGAAGAUCCCCAUGAUUCUGGUGCAGGAGGUUGGGAUCCCGACGAGGACUUUUUACCCAGGGCUUUAUUCAUCUUUGACUAUAACCAUCAACCAAAAUACUUUCGAAGCCUUUUACGAGAUCGAUCUCCGGGACCACGGCACAGAAACUGAGGACCCGGCUAUCAAUCGACUUUGGCAAUGUCACAAGAACGGAGAACACGUUGUACUUUUAAUCCUUCUAAGAAAAUUUGCCAGGCUUAAGAUCAAAGGCACACACGAAGUGAUUGAUGGCGUCCUUUUUUAG
Fusarium proliferatum ET1 is the source of this 300-nucleotide messenger RNA. RefSeq lists its product as uncharacterized. The record is from RefSeq and is a predicted model, not a curated record. The transcript has a single exon. Lineage: Eukaryota; Fungi; Ascomycota; Sordariomycetes; Hypocreales; Nectriaceae. Bases 1 to 300 code for a protein of 99 amino acids.